GAGCAAUGCCAAUGUCCUCCUGGUUACAUUGGUACUUCAUGUGAAGAUUGCGCUCCAGGCUAUUCAAGGACUGGCGGUGGAUUGUACUUGGGUCUUUGCGAACGUUGCGAAUGCCACGGUCAUGCAACUCAAUGUGACAAGGCAAGGGAGUACGGUUUCUGUAUUGACUGCCAGCACAACACCGAAGGAGACCAAUGCGAAAGAUGCAAACCUGGGUUCGUGGGAGAUGCACGUCGAGGAACUCCUCAUGACUGCCAACCGGCUGCAACACGACCUCCCUGCCAAUGUAACAACCACUCACCAAGAGGAUGCGAUUCAUUCGGAAGAUGUUUGCUCUGUGAACACAAUACCGAAGGAACGCAUUGCGAACGAUGUAAAAAAGGUUUCUAUGGAGAAGCCACUAAGGGUACACCUUAUGACUGUACACCUUGCCCGUGCCCUGGAGCAGCUGACUGCUAUCUCGACGCUCAAGGGCAGGUGGCUUGUAGAAAUUGCCCUGCAGGUCUCUAUGGACGAUUGUGUGACGAGUAA
This is a messenger RNA of Strongylus vulgaris, 531 nucleotides long. The record is from the annotation of a GenBank genome assembly. NCBI's taxonomy places the organism in Eukaryota, Metazoa, Nematoda, Chromadorea, Rhabditida, Strongylidae.